AUGCCAUCUGCUGGACUAUUUCCUCGUCCGGAGGUGAGACCGGUAGGACGUGCUGAUGACAAAGGCUAUCCCAGGUGCCGAUUGGUGAACUGUCCAUCGCCUCGUCAUCUCGAAGAUGAGGAUUCGCCUACAGCCGCGCAGGAGACCUCAAGGUAAGCCAUCCCCAGAUAAUCUGAACAUGGCUUUGCUCUCGUUGCCUGCUCACCAUCUUCAUUUCAGCAAUGAACUAAGCCAAAGGUUGGCCAACCUUCCAAUCUCCGCGGCCGCCGACGAGAACGCCUCCAUGGAGAAUCGGUGGUGUUAGCUAAGGGACACGAUCCAUUUUAGCGCUCUGGCUGUCCUCGGUCGCGCACGUCGCCAACAUCAGGACUGGUUUGAUGACAACGACGUCGCCGUCAGCAACCUGCUCGCCGAAAUGAACUGCCUGCACAAGGCCUACGUCAGCCUCCUCAUCAACAACAAAGCAGGAUUCUACCGUAGCGGCUACCUUGUGCAACAGCGGCUGCGUGAAAUGCAGGACGCUCGGACGGCUCGCAAGACCGAGGAGGUCCAGGGGUAUGCAGAUCGCAACGAAUGGAAGAAUUUCUUCUUUGCGUUCAAGGCUGUCUACGGCCCCACGGACAAAGGUGCUGCUCCUCUUCUCAGUGCUGACGGCAUUAUCUUACUCACCGACAAGAACAAUUCUAUAGCGAUGGGCCGAACACUUCAGAAGCGUCCAUAA
Spirometra erinaceieuropaei is the source of this 721-nucleotide messenger RNA. NCBI's taxonomy places the organism in Eukaryota, Metazoa, Platyhelminthes, Cestoda, Diphyllobothriidea, Diphyllobothriidae. The record is from the annotation of a GenBank genome assembly.